This is a messenger RNA of Plenodomus lingam JN3, 1095 nucleotides long. RefSeq lists its product as uncharacterized. Gene Ontology annotation, biological process: protein N-linked glycosylation. The record is from RefSeq and is a predicted model, not a curated record. Gene Ontology annotation, cellular component: Golgi membrane. NCBI's taxonomy places the organism in Eukaryota, Fungi, Ascomycota, Dothideomycetes, Pleosporales, Leptosphaeriaceae. Gene Ontology annotation, molecular function: glycosyltransferase activity.
AUGCGCCCUUGUGCAGUCUUCAAUCUUGCAACUGAGUACUUAGGCUUCAAGAUCUUUGUCACUUUUUGUAUUCUCCUACUCUCAGCACAACUUUACUUGAUCCCCCAUUCGCGGACAGACAAUCCAAAUCAUAGCACUAUCGGUACAAAACAAUCACAUCGAGUAUCCAGCUUUGUCUCGCACGGUGACACGCAAUGCCUGCCCGAGAUUAGCCACCAACUUAUUCAUGAUUCCACUACGAAGCAUGUGGUGUGCAGGAAGCAUUCCCCUUUUACGACACGACGAAUGCGCAUUGGUUUAGCUACUGCGCACUUUGGAGAACAGCAGAAUCAUUACCAGAACGCGUUGGAGUCGCAUCUUCUCCAUAGUCUGAUUUAUGGCACUGAGGUUCAUGUCAUGUGCGAUCCGAUCGUGGAUGACCUUUGGAAUAAACCUGCCUUCCUCCUCGACCUGCUUAUGGAUGAAAUGAUAAAGCCAGAGUCCAAGCGGCUAGAAUGGAUAAUGUGGGUUGACCGCGACACUUUGAUCUUGGACCAGUGCCGUCCAAUAUCGAGCUUCUUGCCUCCGGAUCUCCCAGGCCUUGGUGGACGGUGGAACCGCUCAAAAGAUUCCAAUAAGAACAAGAGAAACACAACAAACCUUCUUGUCAACAACGACCUGAAUGGCUUGAACAAUGGCGUUUUCUUGCUUCGGGUGUGCAGGUGGGCUGUCGAACUUUUCACUGCCAUCCUUGCAUUCCGCCAUUACAAUCCAGGCGUCCAACUAACGUUUACUGAGCAAAGCGCUAUGGAGAUAGUCAUCAACAGGCAGGACUUUAAGGACCAAGUACAAUUCGUGCCGCAGUAUUGGUUCAAUGGCUACUCAAACGGCAGUCCUCAACAAUUCAAGGACCGUAAAGAUGAUGACGGGCUAAGAGAAGAAGAUGUGAGACGUGGCGACUAUCUGGUGCAUUUCGCAGGUGUUGAGAAAAAGGAUGAGGUAAUUAGUGGUUGGGUGAGUGUUCUAAGGGAACUUCCUGAUAUAUGGGAGUCUAGAACUAUACAGAGAGAUAUUUCCAUUAAAAUUGAAGAAUUUUGGGAACAGCUAGGAUAUUAG